GUCCGUUCAAUUAAACUCUCCGGUCGGGGCCGGUCUCCGACUCGGUAUCGGUCUACUUGAACCCCUGAGACACCAGACCACGCCCUCCCGUCUAUAUCCUCGAUUACUUCGUAGCGAAGUCGUCUUCCUCUUUCGAAUCCCCUCGGUUUCUCCGUCGCUCCUUGUGAGGAUAUCUGAAGAGCGAACUACUUGGAUCUAAGCAAAAUGUUCUUUGAAGGAUUUGGUUAUCAUGGAAAUUCAUUUGAGCAGACUUACCGUUGUUACCCUGCUUCUUUCAUUGACAAGCCACAGCUGGAAAUUGGUGAUAAAAUUAUAAUGCCUCCCUCUGCUCUUGAUCGUCUUGCUUCUCUACACAUCGAUUACCCAAUGUUAUUUGAGCUGCGUAGUGUUGAAACCGAGCGAGUUUCACAUUGUGGUGUUCUAGAGUUUAUUGCCGAAGAAGGCAUGAUUUACAUGCCGUAUUGGAUGAUGCAAAACUUACUUGUACAAGAGGGAGAUAUAGUUCGUGUUAAAAAUGCCACGCUUCCCAAGGGUACAUAUGUGAAGCUACAGCCACAUACAAAGGACUUUUUGGAUAUCUCAAACCCCAAGGCCAUUUUGGAAACAACUUUAAGGAAUUUUUCAUGUUUAACAACUGGUGACAGUAUCAUGGUAGCAUAUAACAACAAGAAGUACUACAUAGAUAUUGUGGAAACAAAGCCCUCUUCUGCAGUUAGCAUUAUUGAGACAGACUGUGAGGUUGACUUUGCACCACCACUUGAUUAUAAAGAGCCUGAACGUCCACAAACUUCUGCACCUAUGAUCAAAGCACCAGUUCAAGUUCAGGAUGCUCAAACUGAAGCCAAAGAUGAGCAAAAAUUCACUCCAUUUACUGGUACUGGAAGAAGGUUAGAUGGAAAGCCUUCAAAGGACCAAGCUUCAACUAUUGUUUCCCCAAUGGAAGAUCCCAAAUCAGAAGCCGUAAACAGCAUAAAGCAGUCAACACCGUCCACUUUGCAGAGCAACCCUUCUCGUCAAAGUAUGGGAAAGCUUGUUUUUGGUUCAAGUUCCAUUCAUGCUUCAAGAGAAGCACAGAAGGUUGCCUCUAAAGAAAUAAAGGAAGAACCUGCAAAGAAAGAAGAAGAACCAAAGUUCCAGGCCUUCACUGGCAAGAAAUACUCCUUAAGAGGUUGAUCAGCUGCCAAUUGUUCCCAUCUUGUAUUUUGGAGUGUCUGGAUGACAAGGAGUGGUUUUCACUUUAAUGUUUUGUACUGUUCCUGUCAUCCCUCUUGAAUCUUUGUUUUUAAUUUAUUAAUCUAAGAUUAUAUGUGAUAUAAUAUGGGUUGUGAACUAGUUAUUUUUCCU
Messenger RNA from Musa acuminata subsp. malaccensis (wild Malaysian banana), 1344 nucleotides. RefSeq lists its product as uncharacterized. Gene Ontology annotation, cellular component: VCP-NPL4-UFD1 AAA ATPase complex. Lineage: Eukaryota; Viridiplantae; Streptophyta; Magnoliopsida; Zingiberales; Musaceae. The record is from RefSeq and is a predicted model, not a curated record. Gene Ontology annotation, molecular function: polyubiquitin modification-dependent protein binding.